Messenger RNA from Arvicola amphibius (Eurasian water vole), 1938 nucleotides. It is a transcript of the gene Mgat4d, whose product is annotated as MGAT4 family member D. Gene Ontology annotation, cellular component: Golgi stack; endoplasmic reticulum-Golgi intermediate compartment; endoplasmic reticulum. The transcript has 14 exons. Gene Ontology annotation, biological process: protein N-linked glycosylation. Bases 1 to 1938 code for a protein of 645 amino acids. NCBI's taxonomy places the organism in Eukaryota, Metazoa, Chordata, Mammalia, Rodentia, Cricetidae. Gene Ontology annotation, molecular function: acetylglucosaminyltransferase activity. The record is from RefSeq and is a predicted model, not a curated record.
AUGAAGGCAAAGAACGUGAACUUGUUGUUCGCUUUCGUUGCGAUCCUGCUCUUUUGCUUCUCCUGUUUCUGUAUCUCCAAGAUGAACCAAAUCAGCAAUCAACUAAUUAAUUGCAGAAACCGUGUUUCUGAGUUUAAGAAAAAUACGCUACGUUUAAAAAAUGAAAGUGAAAAUCAUCGCCAAAAUCUAGUGCAAGUCUUGAACCAAAUGAAGUAUGAAAUUGCCCAGAUAGCAAACGCAUCAGGAGACUUCCUUGAAAGGAAAGUGAGCAGACUGCGUGAGAGUGAAGCACGCCUCAACGGAAUGGAAGGCUUCAAGUUCUUCCUCCCUCAUCUGAGGACAGUGGAGAGAAUUUACCCGGAUGUAGCCACUAGCAGAGGAAAAGCAGGCGUGUCUUUCGCACUGGGAAUCACCACGAUUGACAGAAGGAACCACACCUACCUGAAGCAAACACUGACCUCUAUUCUGUCCAGGAUGACCCCUGAAGAAGAGAAGGACUCCGUGGUGAUUAUCUCUGUUGCCGAUACUGAUGAUUAUUUGAAAUAUGUGGUCGACAUGGUUAAAACAAAAUUCAAAAGACAAGUGCAAUCUGGGUCCUUGGAAGUCAUUUCAAUACCCACCUUUUUUUAUCCAAGUGUAUUACUGGGCAAGAAAACAAUGGAGGACUCGGAAAGUUGGCAAAUGAAACAAGCUUUGGAUUUUUGUGUUUUGAUGCUGUAUGCCCGACCUAAGGCCACGUAUUAUUUACAGCUAGAAGACGAUAUCAUAGCAAGAAAGAUGUAUUUUACAAAAAUGAAAGAUUUUGUAAACAGUCUCACUUCGGAAAAUUGGUUUUAUAUUGAAUUUUCAGUGCUUGGAUUUAUAGGAAAACUCUUUCAUUCGAAGGACCUGCUUGACUUUGUCCAUUUUUUCUUGAUGUUCUACAAAGUGAAGCCCAUAGAUAUGCUUUUAGAUGACAUCUUUCUGGUGAGGAUGUGCCACUGGGGAGAGCACAUUAGGAGCUGCAUGCAGCGCAGGAAGGAAGCUCGAGUCCAGUACAGACCGUCUCUGUUCCAGCACGUGGGCAUUCACUCAUCGUUUCCUGGACGAAAACAGCACCUCAAGGAUCCAAAUUGUCUCCCCAUGCCUAAACCAAGCAAAUACAAAAAGCCAAAGGACUCUCUGGGCACAGUUCUUCUCAAGAGGCAGCUUCUCAAACAUUGUGUGCAUACAUGGUCUGUAAACCAGUCAUCCAGGCAUGCAGCAGAAAGACUGGCAGUCAGCUUUCCAUCCCUGCCACAAAUACCUAAGGUGAUCAACUCACAGUGCAGCUAUUGUGACUCAGCUGUGGAGCUUCUCGUCCAUGGCUGUCCGGCAUUAUUGCUUUUGGGGGUCCUGUGGCAAGGCAGGCAGUGUGUCACUGUGCAGAGCAGAGCUCAUCCAAUCAGAGCAGAGCCAAGCUCAUCCACUCAGGGCCAGGAAGAAAGAAAGGAAGAGAAAGGGGCCCCAAUGUCUCCUUUGCAGAAAGCUGGACUCGUCGGCUUUGAUAGGACUUCAGCUCAGGUCACUCAAGCCUCUCACUUCGCCAGUGAGAAGAGGCCCAGAGUGAUUGCCCAGGUCCAUUGCCCUCUGGACAGCAGUGCUAGCCACUGUGAAGGCAGCAAGGCCAGGAAGCAGCUACUGAAAUUCUGUAGCGAGCUUUUGAAGCCACGUGAGUCAGGUUUCCACCCUCACUCCCCAGGUACACCAACAUGCCUGAUACCUCAGCCAGCUAAGGACCUCAACAUAGGCAGAAGUCCCCAGUUACGAGAAGAGCCAUUUAUGGGAGUGUUCUCGGGCCAUCGUGAUGGGCACAGUAAGCAUAGUUCAUCUCAGAGGAAAGAGCAAGUUCAAAUUAAAGAAGGUAUUGAGUCAUCUUUGAGAGUGAAUAAUUCCACAGAACUGAAGAAUGACCUCUGA